This is a messenger RNA of Trifolium pratense (red clover), 1634 nucleotides long. Its product is annotated as agamous-like MADS-box protein AGL104. Gene Ontology annotation, molecular function: DNA-binding transcription factor activity, RNA polymerase II-specific; RNA polymerase II cis-regulatory region sequence-specific DNA binding; protein dimerization activity. NCBI's taxonomy places the organism in Eukaryota, Viridiplantae, Streptophyta, Magnoliopsida, Fabales, Fabaceae. Gene Ontology annotation, biological process: positive regulation of transcription by RNA polymerase II. The record is from RefSeq and is a predicted model, not a curated record. The transcript is spliced from 11 exons. The coding region runs from base 446 to 1447 and encodes 333 amino acids.
UUCAUUACAUGUUCAUACUAAAUGACAAUUCCAUUAUAGAGAAAUCACGAGGUUCUUAAAAGUUGAACAUGCAAUUCAAGCAAUUUACGCAGCAAUUCGUGUUAAAAAGUAUGGCAGAAAGUAGCAUCAAAACAAGAAAAUACCUCUUAGAAGAUUAAUAGAACAGAACUUAUAAUGUUAUUAAACUUGCUCUUCAAGUUAUUAUCUUAUCUGCAUUAUACAAACCGCCAUGAUCUCGCGUCACUUUCCAUAAAUGCCUAACAAAAACAAAAUUCAUUUACCGAAAUUUCUUCCUUAUUUUCUUCGAUUCUUGACACAUAAGUUUCACAAUGCAUUUCGCGCAUGGCAACGUGUGCUUGAAUCAUCUCAACUCAUCAUUAAUAAGGCGUGUUUGGUGUUGCUUCUUUUUUCACUAUAUAUCUAACUUUUAUGCAUCAUGAAGUGAAUGAAAAAGAUGGGGAGAGUGAAGCUUCAAAUCAAGAAAAUUGAGAACACAACGAAUAGACAAGUCACUUUCUCGAAGAGGAGAAAUGGUUUAAUCAAGAAAGCUUAUGAACUUUCUGUUCUUUGUGAUGUUGAUGUUGCUCUCAUCAUGUUUUCUCCAUCGGGGAGAGCCACUCUCUUCUCGGGCAAUAAAAGCUUCGAAGAAAUUCUAGAACGAUAUAUAAAUCUUUCGGACACUGAACGUGGAAAGCUGCAUAAUGAAGAGAACAUUCGAAAGCUUCUCCGUAAAUUGAAAGUGGAAACCGAUCAAAUUUGUCAAGUUCGUAGCCCUAUGGUUACAGACCCUCAACUCAAGGAGGUUCAAAGAGAAAUUUUAAUUUGGAAGACUCAAUUGGAAGAGAUGAAGAAUCGACUAAGGAUAUUUGAAGGAGAUCCUUCUGAGAUCACUACAUUGUGUGAAGCUGAAUAUCGCGUACAAGUACUUCAGGAAACUCUAAAACAAGUGCAACUGCGAAAAUGCUUUUUGGAGGAAGAGCAAAUUUCUCAUGCAUCUCCACAGGUACAUCUUACAAAAACUGUAGAUGUAGAUGGCUUUGUUGCUGGAACUACAGAGAAUGCAUUAAGCUGGUUUCCACAAGGAGAUACCAACGAUCAGAUUCUGAACUUUGUUAAUGCUUAUGGCCCUCCUCCUCUCAGCGAUCAACAAGCAAUGAGUACUGUUGUUAAUAUGGUAACGCCAACUUCGACCCUUCUGCAUUCUGGAAACAUCAAUGGCGAUUGUCAAAUUAGUCCCGGGAAUGGUACAGACGCUGAAAUUAAUAAUACACCUCAGUUUGGACAAAUUACAGACAACAAUUUGUCCUCUUGGGAGCACCUCCACCAUUUAGAGAAUGGUGCAUUAUCAGUUGCAGAGACAAGAGACGGACAACUACUGGAACAAUAUCUUUCUCAAGUUGCCAUGGCAAAUGUUUUAAUGAGUAAUCAAGAUCAACUUCAAAUAUGAUAUAUGAUCUCUAUGUACAUGUUUUUUGUAAUGCUAGAAAUAUUAAAAUGCAUUUGCAAUUGCUCAGCUAGCAGCUGAAAAUAAAAUGGUUAAGAUGUGUUAGUAAUUUAGUAUCAAUGUUGAUGACAUAUAUGUCAGAAUGUCUGCAGUACAAUUUAAUUGGCUGAGUGUAGAUGCAACAUGCUAG